This is a messenger RNA of Talpa occidentalis (Iberian mole), 564 nucleotides long. Its product is annotated as UL16-binding protein 1-like. The record is from RefSeq and is a predicted model, not a curated record. Gene Ontology annotation, cellular component: external side of plasma membrane. Gene Ontology annotation, biological process: antigen processing and presentation of endogenous peptide antigen via MHC class I via ER pathway, TAP-independent; positive regulation of T cell mediated cytotoxicity; antigen processing and presentation of endogenous peptide antigen via MHC class Ib. The coding region runs from base 1 to 564 and encodes 187 amino acids. Lineage: Eukaryota; Metazoa; Chordata; Mammalia; Eulipotyphla; Talpidae. The transcript has 4 exons.
AUGUCGGACUCUCUCAGGGUUAACAUCACCAUCACUCCUACGCCCGGACCUGGGCUGCCAUGGUGUGAGGCUAAAGUUGAGGUGCAGGGGGAGCCCUGUUUUUCCUAUGACUGCCGGAGCCACAAGGUCACACCGAUCUGUGUUCGGGGGAAGAAGGUGGAGGCUCCACUCAGGGAGGACCUGAGAGAAAUUCUGAAAGACCUGACGGAAAACUUCAAGAAGAAGCUUCUUGACAUUAAACACGAGGAUCCCCGAGGCAGUGCGCCCCUCUCCCUGCAGGCCACGCUGGAGAUCCAGGAGGAGGCCGGGGGGCGCCGCCGAGGGUCCUGGCAGCUCGUCUUCAGUGGACGCGUCUCCCUGCGCCUCGACGUGGAGACCAGAGCCUGGACGGCGGAUUCUGGAGACAGGUGGAUGCUGGAGAAGUGGAAGGAUGACACAGACAUGAACGAGUUUCUCUGGAGGACGUCCCUUGGAGACUGGAAGACGUGGCUUCAGAAAGUUGCAGCGCACUGGGGGCCCCCGGGGACUACAGCACCUCUGUUCCCUCCACGGCCUGUUUGCUGA